AUGGAUAAAGAUGCAGCUGCAUCAGGAAGGCCUGCGAAAUUGCAGAAGCUGCAUGAUCUGAGAAGGGGUGUGCCUUAUGUUUCGAAGUCGGCCUUGGAGGGUAUCCUGAAAACCAUUCAGGAGAAAGGCAUCCCCGAGGUUGUUCACACAAAGGCGAUGCUUGAAGCAACCAGAAAGGAGAUAUCAUCUUGGAAUGCCUACGGCAGCCUUCUUCAAACUUGCAGAGUCAUCGAUGUGCAUGGUGCAGAAAAGGAUCUCAUGUUCGUGAACUUCCACAGCUUCCUGCACGGACUCUUCAAGCAAGGGGAUGCAUGGAUGUGCUUGAUGUUCCAGAAGACAAACUUCAUCGGCAAACUGGACGGCUCCAUGAGCCAGGAACACGUGUUCUGCAACGAUGUUGUGAAUCCUCAACUCACUGGAGUACUGCUGCAAUCUCCUGAUCCUGAGGAUCCACCAUUGCGGCUGUAUUACAGGUUCAGGAUCUUGGUCCAGGACGGUGCCGCACAGAAGUUCUGCCUGGCCAUGAAGGGGGACUCCGACACAAAGUUUUGUGUCAAGUGUAAGAACUGUAUCUGUAUCAAGUCGAGCAGACAAUGCGACAAUGAUUCAGAUGCAGAGGAGGACUUCUCUACUGCCAAGUAUACAAAGAAGUCACAAUUGCACCUGGCAAGUGAUUCGGAAGUACUUGACAGCUGGCAGAGGAUGGAACAACGAUUUCUUUCCGAGACACCGAAAGUGUUUGCACAGUGGGAGCAGGCGACAGGGUUCUCGUUUUCUCGCGAAGCUUUGUUGGGUUCUACGAGGCUCAGACCUUUUUUGGAACCGGUGAGCUGUUACAUGCACGACUGGAUGCAUGGAGUUGUGGCGAACGGAGCUUUGAACAUCGUCGGCUACCUUUUCCUUCAAGCAAUGCAAGAGCAAGGUCUUCAGAGUUGGUCUUCUUUUCGGGACUACCUCGGCUUCUGGGUGUUGCCUGCAGCUACCAAAAAAGCAUGCCCGGAUCUCCCUAGUUUGUUUGACAGCAAGCGGGUGGAUGCAUGCAAGAAGAGUAGCAAACUGAAAAUGCAAGCUUCUGAGCUGUUGUGCAUCGGGCCCAUCUUGUCCCACUUCGCAUCGACUGCAUGUGCUGGGGCCGCAGAUCAAAGGCCUUGCAAGGCAUUGGUUGCCAUGGUUUUUUUCUUGGAACUGUUGACAUCUGUGGUUCAUGGAUGUGUGCGAGGAAAAGAGUUGGGCAAAGCAGCUGAGCGAGUCCUUCAGCUGGUCGUGGAAAACGACUGGGAAGCUUGGAUGGUCAAGAAAUUCCACUGGAUGCUUCAUUAUGGAGACAGUUUGCAGCUGCACAAUUGUCUCAUUCCAUGCUUUGCUAUGGAACGAAAACACAAGCAGUUGACGAAAAUUGGAACUCCUAUAAAGAACAUGAGAGCCUAUGAACGGGCAGUGCUGGAAGAGGUCGUUUCCGGUCAGCUCUUCAAAUUGAAGCAACCGGGCCGUUUCGACAUGUCGUGCAGGCUGCUUUCUCAAAGUUGCAAGGCCACUCGGGCCAUGCAGGAACUUCUGGCCCAGCAUGGUGUGACGAUGGGCCAAGUCACCAUCUGCAGAACCUUGAAGCUUGCUGGGGGCGGAUCUGUUUCAACUGGUGAUGUUGUGUUGCUGAAGAUGCAGUCGGCCCUGGCUUGUGGCAUUUUGCUGGCCAACUUUGGCAACGGCCAGCCUCACAGCAUUCUUAAGUUCUUGGAUUUCCAGAAGACUUUGGCUGAUGCUGCUGAGUGGAAGGAGGCACAUGACAAUCAAGCACAUGUGGUUAGCAGCUUUGGAAUACUGUGUGCUGUGAGUUAUUUCAAGUCCUCUGAUGUGUAUCGGACUUUGCUGCCGUACCAUGCUCGCAACCUUCUGGCAAGAGGGUCCUGA
Molecule: messenger RNA, 1908 nt
Organism: Symbiodinium sp. CCMP2592
Lineage: Eukaryota; Dinophyceae; Suessiales; Symbiodiniaceae
Source: the annotation of a GenBank genome assembly